Molecule: messenger RNA, 1212 nt
Organism: Brugia pahangi
Lineage: Eukaryota; Metazoa; Nematoda; Chromadorea; Rhabditida; Onchocercidae
Source: the annotation of a GenBank genome assembly
AUGCAAAGCCUUCAACUUGAAGGUAUCGGAGCCCAACCUAUCUCCAACGAACAACAACAAUCAUUAUUAGAGCAACAACAUAUCGGAUUUCCAUCUCCAGCUUAUGCUUUUGCAUAUAAUCCAGGUCCUUAUGCACAAGCUGAACAGUUACAACCGUAUAGUAUUGCGAGUGCUACAUCGGAACAAUUCCGUGAACAAACUAAUGAACUUACGCGUGUUACCUGUUAUCAACAGCAAGCUAAUGUCCAUUACAGCGUUCACGUACCAAAUGGACGAGAAUACCUGAUGGUUACCGGUCGACCACAACCGCAACAACAACGACAACAACAACAACAACAACAACAACAGCAACAACAGCGACAACAACAACAACAGCAGCAACAACAACAUCAUAACAUGAUUACAGAUACUGGAAAUGUUGAUACCGAAAUGGGUACAUCACCACCAAGAGCAUCAGCAAAUAUAACUGAGCAACGUGGUGUUAUUCGUAAAGCAGCAUGUUCAAGACCUAAACCAAUGGUAACGACAUGUCCAAUGAAUGGACAAUUGGUCCAUAGUAGUAAUCAAACUUCUCAUACUGUUAAUUAUCUUGAUGUCUUCUGUUCUGUGCCAGGUCGGCUAAGUUUGCUCAGCAGUGCGGCGAAGUACAAAGUGACAGUAGGUGAAAUUCAUCGACGACUUUCACCGCCGGAAUGUCUUAAUGCAUCAGUUUUGGGUGGAAUUCUUCGCAGAGCCAAAUCUAAAGAUGGUGGUAAAUCUUUACGUGAUCAAUUGAAACGUGUCGGCUUACAGUUACCAGCCGGAAGACGGAAAGCAACAAAUGUUAAUUCACUUACAGCGCUUGUUGAAUUUGAAGCGAUGCAUUUGGCAAAAGAUUUCAACGCUGUUUGUGAGAAUGAAUUCCCCGCCCGUACGAUUGCUGAACAUUUGACACGCGCAAAUUGUUCAAUGGAAUCAUUAGAUAUGCAACGACGGAAGAAUAUGCUAUUAGCAACAAAAGCAACAUUAGCCGAAUUGAAAGAAUUAUUAAGCAAUGAUCGAAGUCCAAUAUGUUCCUCAAGGCCACAACCAAUUUUAGAACCAAUUGUGCAAAGUCGACUAACACAUUUCUCAAUGGUUACCCAUGGAUUCGGUUCACCUGCUAUAUUAGCUGCAAUUAAUGCAAUUAUGAAUUGGUUGAAUGAAUCGGUCAAAUUGCUUGAUGCGAAAUGA